This is a messenger RNA of Carassius gibelio (silver crucian carp), 3060 nucleotides long. RefSeq names its product Golgi membrane protein 1. Lineage: Eukaryota; Metazoa; Chordata; Actinopteri; Cypriniformes; Cyprinidae. The coding region runs from base 176 to 1756 and encodes 526 amino acids. Gene Ontology annotation, cellular component: Golgi apparatus. The transcript has 10 exons. The record is from RefSeq and is a predicted model, not a curated record.
CGGCGGAUCGUUUUCACAGCUGGAAAUAACAAACGCGGAAACCGAUUAAACCGUAAACCCGGAAGAAUCCGUCGAAUAUCAAUAAGUGUCCACAGGCCAUCCUUCUUCUUGACUACACCUGGUACAUUUAACUCCGAAAGCCAUUUUUAAGGUGUUUGUGGGACUGUGACUGAUCAUGAUGGGUGCACUCGGAAAUGUUCGGCGUGGCGGUCGCUCCCCGGCUUUGAUGAUGGCGGCUCUCAUCUCCUGCGUCCUGCUCCUCGGCUUCAACUACUGGGUCUCAAACUCAAAAAUCAGCGAGCUGCAGAGCAGGAUAUUGGAGAUGAAGGGUGACAUGAGGGAGCUGGCUGCAGACAGAGACCAAGAGCAGCAGAGCAAGCUGAAGGCCAUGGACGAGAUACGCCGCCAGAAGGAUCAGAUGGAGUUAAUGGAGGAAACACACCAGAGACAGCAGGAGAACACUCUCAUCACCUGGAAACACGAAAGAGAUAAACUGAAGCUCAAUAUUUCCUCCAGUAUUAAAACAAUGCAGGACAUGAAGAACCGCAUGAAGUCCAUAAUGGAGGAUGUUAAUAAAAGUCAGAGUGAGCUGAAAUCCUGUCAAAGUAACAUGGACACACUUAAUAAGAAAGCCACCAGUGAAAUGACUCAGUGCAACAAACAAAUUGAGGCCACGAAAGACGAAUGCAAUGCAAAAAUUGCAGCUGCCAAACUGGAAAAGCAAAAGACAUCAGAAAAGGUUGCUCUACAGAAUGCUGAUGGUUCCGAAGGGAAAGUCUCUGUUUCAAAAGCCAAAUCUGAUUUCCCCACUACAAACCAUUCUGAUAAAAAUGUGGCAGAAUCUCCAAAAGGCAAACCAGAUGUGGGUUCACAGUCUAAAAAUGAUGCUCACGUCCAAACCAAUAAGUUAUUAGUGGAAAAGGAUGAGAAAGGUGCUGUAAUUUUACAGCCCAUCCCCUCCUCUAAACUUGCCAAUAAGAAUGAGACUCUUAAGAAACCAGCCAAUGAAGAAGUUGCUGAAGCAGUGGUGGAUGUUAAAGCAAAGGCUUUAAAGGCUGCAGAUACUGUAAAGGAUAAAGCAGGGGUUUUAAACCCAAAGGAAGAAGACAUUGGGAUUGGAGACCCAAAGGAAGAAGACCUGGCGAUUGGAGACCCAAAGAAAGAUGACAAGGGGAUUAGAGACCCAAAGAAAGAUGACACAGUGAUUGGAGACCCAAAGGAAGAAGACCUGGGGAUUGAAGACCCAAAGAAAGAUGACACGGGGAUUGGAGACCCAAAGAAAGAUGACACAGUGAUUGGAGACCCAAAGGAAGAAGACCUGGCGAUUAAAGACCCAAAGGAAGAUGACAAGGGGAUUAGAGACCCAAAGAAAGAAGACCUGGGGAUUGGAGACCAAAAGGAAGAAGACCUGGGGAUUGGAGACCCAAAGGAAGAAGACCUGGGGAUUGGAGACCAAAAGAAAGAUGACAUUGGGAUUGGAGACCCAAAGGAAGAAGACUUGGGGAUUGGAGGUGAGAGAGAGGAAGAUGUCAACAUUGAGGACAGGAAAGAUGAAGAUGCUGCAGGUGGGAAGGAAGGUGCCAUUAUGUAUGAGGAUGAGGGCGAGAUUGAAAAACAGCUGUCCAAGAUUAAAGAUGAAAAUCAAGGUGUUGGUCAAGAUCUAGUGGAUGAUGUGGCAAAUUACAAUGGUGACGAUGAAAACCAACCAGAAUCUGAGGAUGAGAAGCAGGCAGAGCUUGCAGAGAUGUGGAAUUGACAGCAACAAUUCUUCCAGCUAAAGACCGGCACAGAUUCUCAUUAGUGACUGUUCGGAACCUCCCCAACAGGUGGAGAAGACACCUGCUGUAAAGAGUGAUUUGUUCUGGAUGAUUUAUGCACUACUGUGUAAAGAAGAAUAUGUGUAUCAUCUGUCUUACCAGAACAGACAUGCUGAAAUCAUAAUUUUUCUAUUACUGGUUUUAGGUUGAACUUGAAUGUAACUACUACUCUUAUGACAUUGAGCCUUUAAAUCAAUGCAUCAUGGUGAAUUUUCCUUCUUAAAGGGGUCAUAGGGUACCCAUUCUCUUUUCUAAUUUAGUUACAAUUUCUCAAUGGUAGUGUAAAAAAACACCUUUUUACCCUGUCAAAAACAGCUCUUUUUAGAGCACACAGUUUUGUAUAAUUUUCCUUUAAAUGUUAAUGAUCUCUGCUGACCCCGCCCCUCUCUUCCAAGCUGCUCUCUGAGGCACUGUUUAUUUUAGCCUUAUUCAUUGUGAAACUUGACAAUUGGCAACUUAUUAGGAAAGGCAAUUAGCAAAGAUUAUUAAAAAAAAAAAAUUCUUCUGUAGGUGAAGCUGGAUCAUGAAUGAUUUGUGCAAACAUAGACACAUUUAUGUAGAUUGGGGAAGCAUUCCUUUCAGAAACAAAUGUAAUCCACUGCGUCUUCAGCGGCUCAGAUGUGGGGAGUAAAUUAGCUGCUGUGUUCAUUAUUACAUCCAACAACAGAACACCUCAAUCGCUCAGGAGUCAUUCUUGUCUACAUAUGCUCUGUGGUGAAACCAUGCUGGACUGAUGACAGCUCACUCAGGGUGGAGCUAAAGUAAGACACCAGUCCAGUCUGUGCUGAAACGCUACUGUUAAUCAAACUAUCAUAGGAGGGGCCAGGGGUGAAAAAUUCUUAGAAUUUUAGGGUAGUUGUGUACACACACUGCCAACUCACAUUUCAGUUCAAACAACUUGUAAAAGUGCACGUAGCUUCAUAUGACCCCUUUAAAUGAAAUAUUUUUUGUUCUUGAACAAAAGCAACAGUGUCUGCUACAAAAGCUACUUUAUAUGGUCUUAAUGGUUUUGUUUUGUUUUAAUGUCUCAACAAUUAGCUAAAAAAAAAAUGCAUAGGAAUAUUAGACUGAAAGACACUUAUCACUCAUUUGACAGUGCAAUCCAGUCCUUCAUAUGCUGUAAAAUUGACUUAUGUUUAUGUAAGAAUUGCAUUUAAAUUUAUUUUUAACUUGUCUUGUUGGGAACUGUAUUUUUUUUUUUUUUUUUUGUAUAAAUGGGUUUCUCACUAAACUCGAAAAGUUG